AUGCGCGGGGUGGCCGCCUACGCUGCCGUCCCGGUGGCGGCGGUCGCCGGCUCUGCCCGCGGUGGCGCCACGCGCUGGGUCGUCCCGCACGCCGCCCCUGCGUCGGCUGUCGCGGGCUCGGCCCGCCGCGGCGCCAGGCGCUCGGUGGCCGCGCACGCAGCGCCAGACGCGGGCAGCAACCACGCCGACGCCGACAAGGAUAACCACUUCUACGAGGUGAUCGAGACCUACACCCUUCAGGCCCUGGAGAUGCUAGCCGCGAUCCAGCUACCCGCCGCUCUCGCCGGCAAGGCGGAGACACUCAAGUCCCAUCUCGAGGAAGCCGUGGACGCGGCCAAGUCUCGGGUGCCGGACAAGGUAUCCUUCGUCAUGGAUCUCCUCCAUAACAUCUACGAUGUCGUGAACCUGGUCUUCGAGUGUAGGUCAAGCGGCGAUUUCAUCCCGUUGAAGGUGUGCUCUCUCACCCGUCCAGAGGAUAAGGCCAUGCUCAAGUCGGGCGAGUCGAUCGUCUUCACCAUCAACAUGGACGAUGAGGAGAAUAUGAUUCGGUCAGUGGUUAUCGCCGUGGGAAUUGCAACAGGCUAUACAGCAGGCUGUGGCUGGCUCAGUAAAGCCCAAAUGGCGAAGUACCUGAAGCGGGCGCUGUAAUGGUGAGACUGAGACCGACCUUAGCAAUCGGAAGGGCGAUGAAGAGACCGACCUUAUCAAGUAGAAUAGUAUGGUCAAGCAGUAGUACCUACCUACCUGCUGUUCGUCUGAUGGUUUACCUCUAUAUCAAGUAGAGUAGUAGUAUGCAUGGUCAAGUAGUAGUAGCCUACCUGCUGUUCGUCUGAUGGAUUACAUCUUCAAGUAGCGAGUAGUACUUGCCUGCUGGUUAUGUCAACUUAUCGAGUAUCUUGUUAUGUCAAAUAUGGUGAUCUUUCCAGUU
Panicum virgatum (switchgrass) is the source of this 928-nucleotide messenger RNA. RefSeq lists its product as uncharacterized. NCBI's taxonomy places the organism in Eukaryota, Viridiplantae, Streptophyta, Magnoliopsida, Poales, Poaceae. The coding region runs from base 1 to 648 and encodes 215 amino acids. The transcript has 3 exons. The record is from RefSeq and is a predicted model, not a curated record.